Molecule: messenger RNA, 786 nt
Organism: Serendipita indica DSM 11827
Lineage: Eukaryota; Fungi; Basidiomycota; Agaricomycetes; Sebacinales; Serendipitaceae
Source: the annotation of a GenBank genome assembly
AUGUCUAGUUGGCAGUGGGCUGCAUUGGCGAAGCCACGAACAUCGAGCAGAAUAUUGUCAACGGGCUCGCCUUUCAACUGGACAACGCUUCAUGCAAUCUCAAAGUCGCUCUCGGAACAUACACGAGGCCCGGCAGUAACUCACGAUGGCACCUAUUCUGAAUCGGGCCAGGCAGCGGUCCUACUGCCAUUAGUGAACAUUAACAAUAAACCAGCAGUAUUGUUUCAAGUGAGGGCCAAUCUCCGUGCGCACAAGGGAGAAGUGAGCUUUCCUGGCGGCAAAAAAGACGACGACGACAAAGAUCUUGAAGAGACUGUCAAGAGGGAGACGCGCGAAGAGAUUGGAAUCUCUUCAGAACGACUGCAUCUUUUGAGUGCAUUUGGACCUCCUGAGAAAAGCAUAGCUGGAACGAUUGUAUUUCCAUACGCGGGUUUCCUCUCGACGAGUAUCCUACCAACCAACAUAAAUGAUUCCUCACCACUUGCGAACACACUCAUAGAAGACCUCGACAUUAAUACUGCAGAGGUCGCGAUGAUGUUCCACCUCACCCUGGAAGAAUUGACGGACGAACGUCGUCUAACGCGGCACAAUUUCCGUGGAAGGCCGCCGUACUGGUGUGUGAAUGUGUCCGACAAAGUUCCAGAAGAGUAUUGGACGACCCCACGAGUCCUUCCGGACGAACCAUCUCUGGAGGAGGGUGGCGUCGACCGAGGAAGGCGACUAGAGAUUUGGGGCCUAACGGGAUGGUACUUGCAUCUCUUUAUGCGCACUGUCGGCCUAUGGUGA